Lotus japonicus is the source of this 1596-nucleotide messenger RNA. Its product is annotated as polyadenylate-binding protein RBP47B'-like. Lineage: Eukaryota; Viridiplantae; Streptophyta; Magnoliopsida; Fabales; Fabaceae. The record is from RefSeq and is a predicted model, not a curated record. Gene Ontology annotation, molecular function: mRNA binding. The coding region runs from base 41 to 1261 and encodes 406 amino acids. The transcript is spliced from 7 exons. Gene Ontology annotation, cellular component: cytosol.
GGUGCGAAAGUGAAAGUGAAAGUGAAGUUUUCAGUUCAGAAUGGGAACUCCGAGCGGUGAAGUACGAACCCUUUGGGUCGGAGAUUUACAGUACUGGGUCGACGAAAACUACCUCUCUCAGUGCUUCGCACACACCGGCGAUGUUCUCUCCGUCAAGAUCAUCCGCAACAAGAUCACCGGCCAACCGGAGGGCUACGGCUUCGUCGAGUUCGUCUCCCACGCCGCCGCCGAACGCGUUCUCCACACCUACAACGGAACCCUCAUGCCCGGAACCGAACAACCCUUCAGACUCAACUGGGCUUCUUCCGGCGGCGGCGGCGACGCCGGCCCUGACCACUCCAUCUUCGUCGGCGAUCUUGCCCCUGACGUCACUGAUUUCCUCCUCCAGGAAACUUUUCGGACUCAUUACCCUUCUGUUAGAGGCGCCAAGGUCGUCACCGACCCCGUCACCGGAAGGUCCAAGGGUUACGGGUUUGUCAAAUUCUCCGACGAGGCGCAGAGGAACCGCGCCAUGACUGAAAUGAACGGCGUUUAUUGCUCCUCUCGUCCAAUGCGUAUCAGCGCUGCAACGCCGAAGAAAACCCCUUCUUUUCAACAGCAAUAUGCUCCAACCAAAGCAAUGUAUCAAUAUCCGGCAUACACUGCCCCAGUUGCCCCAGUGAGUGUAGUUGCACCAGAGAAUGAUGUGAAUAAUACUACUGUUUGUGUUGGUAAUUUGGAUCUUAAUGUAACGGAGGAGGAGCUUAAGCAAACGUUUGUGCAGUGUGGGGAUGUUGCGUCUGUCAAAGUUCAUGCUGGCAAAGGAUAUGGUUUUGUUCAAUUUGGGACUAGAGCAUCUGCUGAGGAUGCUAUUCAGAGGAUGCAGGGGAAGAUGAUAGGUCAGCAAGUGGUCCAGAUCUCUUGGGGUAGUAGCUUAACUGCUAGACAGGAUGUACCUGGUGGCUGGGGGCAGCCUGUGGAUCCAAAUCAAUGGAAUGCCUACUAUGCAUAUGGACAAGGUUAUGAAGCAUAUGCUUAUGGAGCUACUCAAGAUCCUUCCUCAUAUGCAUAUGGUGCAUAUGCUGGUUUUGCACAAUAUCCUCAACAGGUUGAAGGUGCUCAAGACAUGUCAGCUGUGUCUAUGCCUACAGAGGAGCUGUAUGAUCCCAUGGCAAUGCCUGAUGUCGAUAAGUUAAAUACUGCAUAUGUUUCAAUACAUGGAAGCGCCAUUUUAGGACGGUCCCUCUGGCAGAAAACCUCGCCGUUUUUGCAGCAAGCUUAGGAUCUAUUUGUACUACAUGAUCAAUCUUAGGCAUCAACUCUUCAAAAUAUAGCCUCCAGUAGACAUAGCUUAAUUGGAUGGACUUCAACCUAUGUUAGAAACUGCGAGUGAAGAUCUGGCAAAGGUGAGGCAAGGCCUCCUACUCAUGGAACUUGUUGGCUUCUAAGUUGCCUUAGGUGGAGUUUGUUGUACUUUAUUUCAGGCAGUUUCAAAACUGCUGUAGAAUAUGACUGUGUCUUUGUUAUAUCAUUUAUUUAUAUUUGUCUGCUUUGCAAUGAAUACUAAACGGAAACUCAUUUUCAUAUGGAAAAAGAACAUCAAAGGAGCUUUCUACA